Molecule: messenger RNA, 2000 nt
Organism: Glycine soja
Lineage: Eukaryota; Viridiplantae; Streptophyta; Magnoliopsida; Fabales; Fabaceae
Exons: 7
Coding region: 100-945 (281 amino acids)
Source: RefSeq, a predicted model, not a curated record
AGUCAGCCUACUACAACAACUUAUUUAACUCAGUUUCAACAUUUGAUUUUCCUGUUGUUUGGCAAUUAUAAGCCAGUUGUUGCAGAAAUCGAACUACUCAUGGACAUAUAUGCUGAACGAAGGAAGCGUAGGAAAACUAUUUUACAAGAACGAAAAAGACAACGUUCAGCUACUAAUGACAACUUACAGUGUAUCUCACAAUGUAGUCCAACCAUUAACCAUAAUAAUAACCCUACUACAAGCUUCCAAUCUACACCACCAUCACACGGGACUUUAUCUAUAAAUGAUUCUGAACGUUACUCAAAAAGACAUACAGUCAAUGUUUCUUGCAUCCAGAGAAAUUUGAUGUCAUCUUUUGAGCAUAAAAAAAAUAGAACAACUGCUUCUACAUCCACAUGCCAAGGUAGUAAUCCUUAUUCCAAUAUGACACAGUCAGACAUUCAUAGAGAUAAACAUGAGAGAGCAACUAACACUACACAGCAUAAUCAAUUUGUCGCCCAUGAUAGCUCACAUUCCACCGAUAAUGAUGCAGUUGUUGCAGAAAUCAAACUACUCAUGGACAAAUAUGCUGAAAGAAGGAAGCGUAGGCAAAGUAUUUUACAAGAACGGAAAAAACAACGUUCAGCUACUAAUGAAAACUUGCAGUCUAACUCACAAUGUAGUGCAACCAUUAACGAUAAUAAUAACCCCGCUACAAGCUUCCAAUGUACACCACCAUCACACAAAACUUUAUUUAUGAAUGAUUCUAGACAUUGCUCAAAAAGACAUACAAUCAAUGUUUCUUCCAUCCAGAGAAAUUUGAUGUCAUCUUAUGACAAUCAAAAAAAUAUAACAACUGCUUUUACAUCCACAUGCCAAGCCAGUAAUACUUAUUCCAAUAUGACACAGUUGGACAUUCACAGAGAUGAACAUCAGACACCAAUUAACACUACACAGGAUGAUUAAUUUGUCGGCGAUGACAACUCAGAUUCCACUGAUGAUGAUGUAAAUAUGACACAGGAAAACAUUGAUAUAGGAUGCAUGAUAUGCUUGAUGAACAGAUUAUCAUUGCAAUCAAAGACAUGCUUGAUCAUCACAAUCACUAUGCUCAAAGGUUUCGAAUGGCAAGGGACAAAUUGCAUUCUACUGCAGCUCCAGACCUGAAGAUGAAACUCAUUAGUCAAAGACAAACAGACGGAAGGUUGUAUAACUUACCAACUACCACUGAAGUUGCUGCCUUGAUUGUUGGUGAUGAACACUCAGCUGAUAAAAGAGAUAUUAUAAUAGAAAAACAAUUCGUACUUCUGAAGAGAAUACAUGAACUUCAUCCGGCAUAUUUGUCUUUGCAAUAUCCACUUUUAUACCCAAAAGGAGAAGAUGGUUACAGACUAAAUAUACCUCACAAAGAUCAUGCCAAUAUACAUGCUGCAAAGAGGAAACAAGUCACAUUGCACGAAUAUUUUUGUUACCGCCUACAGUCAAGAACAAAUGAAGCACAGACUAUACUUCAUUCCAGAAGAUUAUUUCGGCAAUGGAUUGUUGAUGGAUAUUGUAUGAUUGAGUCUCAAAAACUAAACUAUGUCAAAAAACAUCAACAACAACUCAGGGUUGACAAAUACAUCAAUUUAACUGGCUCUAAUGAUCAUUUUGAAACACUUGGUAGGGACAGAGGAAAGAGAAUCAUACUACCAAGUAGUUUUGUUGGUAGUCAAAGAUAUAUGGAGCAACUGUAUUUUGAUGGCAUGGCAAUUUGUGGACAUCUUGGAUUUCCUGACUUAUUCUUAACAAUGACAUGUAAUCCAACAUGGCCAGAAAUACAACGUAAGGUCACACAAUCCAAUCUGACCCCUAAUAAUUGCCCUGAUAUUAUCACACGAGUUUUCAAAAUAAAACUCAAUCAAUUAAUGAAUGACUUAAAACAUGGCAAUAUCUUUGGCAACAUUAUUGGAUGUAAGUAAUAAAAAAUUCUAUGACUUUUUCCCUACUUUCUAAAUUGAUGUUUAUAAUAUCACUGAUGCAAG